AUGCGAGGGAGUGUGUGUUGAUGAAAGGAGGCGGUUCCCGUGAAGGAAGCUUCUAGUAUUUCGGGAGGGGGGGGUGUUGAAUAACUCGCCGAAAAUUAUAGGGAGGAACGAAAUCGAAUGGGGUACAUGGGUCUUUAGAUGGUCUUUUAAAAAAAUCAAGCAUAAAAUUGUACUGUGAGAUGGCGCAAGAGAGAUUAUCCGGAAGAAAUGUUUCUGUUACAACAUUUUCUUCGGAGAAACUCGUAUAGUCGUACAGUCACUGACUUUCAGGAGCCAGACUCCAGCUGCCCUAAAAUGCUGAAUUGAUUGUGGCAGGUAUUUGGCUUGUUUCAGUCGCAUCAUUUGCAUGCUGAACUUAGUUAAUAGGAUUUUUAAUAAACAUGCAUUAAAUCUGGAUGUUGGUGAUGAGGAUCAUAGCCCGGAUAAAAUACAGUGCAGAGCCAAAAUUUUGGAUACAUGUAUCCACGAACAAUUGCUUUCCAAAAUAGUCCUGGUCUGUCAUAUUUGCAAUGGAAAAAGCGGGGGUGAACCGGUUCAGUUUCUCUUGUAAAGUAAUUUCUGUAUCCUGAAAAGUGCUGAACACUCCUGCUGCCAGAUGCAGAAUCCAUUCAAAAACCAUCUUUUGAAGAAAACUGGAAAUUCAAAGAAAAACUUAAAAAUGAAACUGCACCCUUUUCUUGGUUUCUCUGUUACAGGGGUAGUAAGAAGUACACAGUAAAUAUGGUGUAAAAGGAAGGGCAGUGAAUUUUCUGUUUAUAAUUGUUCAAAAUCUAAAGUUCUCCACACUUUCUCCAAACAAAUUCAAAAUUGUUUUCUGAACUUUUCAUGAAACAAAAUACACAAUGCGUGUGUGCUGGCUAGUGAGCAAAGAUAGAAGCUGUCAGCGAAUUAAACUACCGCAUUUAGAAAUGGUGGUGAUAGGGCGUGGGCCUGACACGGAGAUUACAGACAAGAAGUGUUCACGAAAACAAGUACAACUAAAAGCAGAUUACAACAAAGGGUAUGUCAAGGUUAAACAGAUAGGAGUCAAUCCAACCAGUAUUGAUCUAGUGGAUGUUGGCAAAGAUCAAGAAACCAAACUGAAGCCAGGGCAGGUUCUCCAUAUUGUCAAUAAAUUGUAUCCAUACACUGUACAAUUCUUGGAGGAAAUGGGCACAUGUGUUGGUCGGGAAAGCAACCAACUCCAAAGUGAAAAAAGGCCGCACGAUGAACCUGAGAACAAAAAUAUGGAAAGCUUAUUUGGAAAACAAAUAAAAACAGACCAGGUGGCAGUGCAAAACUGCAAUUUGUACAACGAGGUGUCAGAUGGCAGUUCUGUUUCUUCACAUGAAAGCUCUUCUACCAAAAUGGAAUGUAUGCCAUACUGGGCUCAAGGUCUGAAGGUUUCUAUGCAAAAUCCAGAUGUGCAGGUUUACAAGGAUGAGCAAGUUGCAGUUAUAAAGGAUAAAUAUCCCAAAGCUCGCUAUCACUGGUUAGUGCUGCCCUGGAAAUCCAUUUCCACUUUAUUUGCUGUAACUCAUGAGCAUCUUGAACUGUUGGAACAUAUGCACAAGAUUGGAGAAAUGAUAAUCCAGCAGUGCCCAGAGAAAGACAGCCUGAGCUUCAGACUAGGCUAUCAUGCCAUUCCUAGCAUGAGCCAGCUACAUCUUCAUGUCAUUAGCCAAGACUUUGAUUCUAAGUGGUUUAAAACCAAGAAGCAUUGGAAUUCUUUCACGACCAACUACUUCUUGAACUCUACAGAUGUGAUAGCAAUGAUAAAAAAGAAAGGAAAAGUAACUGUGGAUAAGAACGCUGUCCAACUUCUAACACUGCCUCUGAAGUGCCACAUGUGCAAAAAGCAACUGCCGACUAUCCCUCAGUUAAAAGAACACCUUAAAGAACAUUGGCCAGAAUGACCCGUGGACUCGUUUUAUUUAUGCACUACAGCUUCUUGAGUAUUGGGUAAAUUCAGUUCCAAUGUUCAUAUGCAAAUAUUAAUGCUGUUGCCUUAUGAAGUGUACCAAAACAUUGUCUACCUUAAUAUGACCAAUAGUAUUUAUGGAGGGAAGUGGUUGUUAUGGAUAGAAGGGAUGUGGAAAUGUAAAAGGUUUGUACAAUGUUAUGCUUGUGCUUUUGCAGUGGAACCUUCACCUAUGACAUUUCUCUGCCUUUCAUGCUAAAGAAUUUGUUAUAACCAGUUGGCCAACUAAAGUGAGCCCUGCUGUUGAAUGAAUAUUUUUGUUAUGUGGUAAUUACAUGUUUUAACUUUGACGUGACGAAAGGUAACGCUGUGCUGACAUUCAGGGUACUAUUCUACAAGCUGAACCUUGAUAUUCAUUUUCAUUUUCAAAACUGGCAUGGGUAAAGGGUGAAAAACCUAAAAUGUACUGUAGUAAGAUUUGACUUGUAGUUUGACAUAUCAGGAAAAUGUUCCAUCCUAUGUUGGAGGCAUUUGUGUUUUCCCAAUUUAACUUUCAGCUUAAUCACUAUACUGUUUCUAAGUGGACUGCUGUGGAUGUAGCAGGCAUUACAAUGUGAAAUCUGAUAUCUUAUUUAAAAAAAGACUAUCACUUGAA
This is a messenger RNA of Notechis scutatus (mainland tiger snake), 2555 nucleotides long. RefSeq names its product aprataxin (gene APTX). Gene Ontology annotation, cellular component: nucleus. NCBI's taxonomy places the organism in Eukaryota, Metazoa, Chordata, Lepidosauria, Squamata, Elapidae. The record is from RefSeq and is a predicted model, not a curated record. Gene Ontology annotation, biological process: single strand break repair. Gene Ontology annotation, molecular function: single-stranded DNA binding; single-strand break-containing DNA binding; double-stranded RNA binding.